CUGCUGAUCCAGGCCAUGCACGACCUGCCCCCUGACUCGGGCGCGCGGCGGGGCGACAGGGCUUGGGCGGAUCGCGGCUGCCUUGUGGGAGCCCGGGCGCUGGGCCAGCCGCCUUCCCCCUGCGGCGCUGCGGACCGCCGAGCCUGCCCCCAAGACUGGCAGCGGGGAGGCGGUGGCCGCCCUUGGCAGCAGGUGUCCCCCCCCCGGUCGCCUCCGAGGGAGUCGGGGAGAGGCCGCCUGCGGACUCCUCGGAUGCGGCUGUCCUGCAGCAGAAGCCUCGAGAGCCUCCGGGUGGGUGCCAAGCCUCUUCCCUUCCAGCGGUGGCCGAGCGACAGCUGGAUCAGGUGCGGCGUGCGCGGAGACCUGGACGAGCCCCCGCCACGUGGAGGCGGGAUGGACGGCUGGAGCGGAGGCAGCGUCCCGGCCGCCGCGCCCUCCGGCCUCCUGACUUCCCGCUCCAGGGACCCCGGCCGCUCCUCAGGAAGCCCUUUCAGGGAACCUGCGGGGUCCGCUGUGGUACGCAGCGGCAAAGAAGACUGCCAGGAGGGGCUCCCCUUCCUCAAGCCUCCCGCGGUGACAGUCAAGAAGCUGCAGAAGUGGAUGUACAAAGGACGUCUGCUGUCCUUGGGAAUGAAGGGUCGCUCCCGGGGGGCACCCCCCAAAGUCAUGGGAGCGCAGGCAACCUCUCCAAAUCUGGGCCCUUUGAAAAUGCAUGAGAGCCAAGUCCUCUCCGUGCCUCCAGACCAAAGAAUUACGUUAACAGAUUUAUUUGAAAAUGUCUAUGGGUCUUCAGUGAAGAGAAGAGAACUUGAAGACCUGAAGGAUAAUAUUGGAUUCAGAGGUCAUAAGCCACUUAAUAGCAUCACUGUGUCAAAGAAACGCAAUUGGUUAUAUCAGAGCACUCUGCGACCUUUUAAUUUGGAAGAAGAAAAUAAGAAAUGCCAAGACAUAAGCCACUUAUCCAUCUCACCCAAACAUCAGCUAUCACGACCUUUCUUCAAGUCCUCUGAAGAAUACUGUACAUAUAUGGUGUGUGAUGCUACAGAUUCUUCACCUUCACGAAACUGUUCUUUAGACUUUAAUGAGGAAAAUGAUGCAGACGAUGAGAGAGAAAUAUGGUACAACCCCAUUCCUGAGGAUGAUGACUUUGGUAUAUCAAAUGCUUUGAGUUUUGGUGACGUAGACUCUCCUGUUCUGAAGUUUCCUACUGUUAGCUUGAGAGUGUUGUCUGGUAGUGACCUAAUGAAAGCAGAGCAGUACACUGAAGACUUGCUGUGUUCUUCAGAACUCAGAACCACACAGUCCAAUGAGAUGAAUCCUGUAGAGUCCAUCCAUUCCCCAGAGAUCAUGCAGCCAUUCAAGCAAAGGGUUGGACACAAGACACAAGAAGGUAUCAUGGUUGAGGAGAGUCUCAUGUUGAAAUCUCCUUUUGCAGGUCCUCGGAGCCUAGCUGCUACAAAUAAGACUGAAUUGGGAGUGCCAGAACCAUCUUCUCCAAGCCCUAGCCCUGUGAAAAAAAAUAGCUCAAUUAACUGGUCUUUCCCAGAUAAAAUAAAAUCUCCACGAACUGUGAGGAAACUUUCUAUGAAAAUGAAAAGGUUGCCAGAACUUAGUCGAAAGCUGAGCGUUAGAGGAACUUUGAAUCACAUGAACAGUCCAGAUAAUACCCCUUCUCUGUCUAAAUGUAACUGUCAGGAAAUUCAUCAUACUGAUAUUCUGCCUUCUGGGAACACAACCACAGCUGCGAAGAGGAAUGUUAUAAGUCGGUACCACUUGGAUACCAGCGUAUCUUCUCAGCACAGCUACCAGAAGAAAACAUUUAUGAGUUCUAAGUAUUCAUGUAAAGGUGGUUAUCUCAGUGAUGGAGAUUCACCUGAACUUGUAACUAAAUCUAGCAAACAUGGAUCUGAAAACAAAUUUGGAAAGGGAAAAGAAAUAACUCCAAACAGUUGUAGCAAGAGUGAAAUAGACAUUGAUGCUUUCAGACAUUAUAGUUUUUCCGACCAACCUAAAUGUUCACAGUACAUAUCUGGGCUCAUGAGUGUGCAUUUCUAUGGUGCUGAGGAUUUAAAACCACCUCGGAUAGAUUCAAAAGAUGUCUUCUGUGCGAUUCAGGUGGAUUCAGUAAACAAAGCGAGAACCGCUCUGCUCACAUGUCGGACAACAUUUUUAGACAUGGAUCAUACUUUCAACAUAGAAAUUGAAAAUGCACAGCAUUUGAAAUUAGUAGUAUUCAGUUGGGAACCGACUCCAAGAAAAAAUCGAGUGUGUUGUCAUGGAACUGUUAUUCUCCCCACUUUAUUCAGAGUGACAAAGACACAUCAGUUGGCUGUCAAACUUGAGCCCAGAGGUCUUAUUUAUGUGAAAGUGACUCUUCUGGAACAGUGGGAGAAUUCUCUUCAUGGGCUGGAUAUAAAUCGAGAACCAGUAAUAUUUGGUGUUGAUAUUCGAAAAGUUGUAGAGAAAGAAAAUAUAGGGCUGAUGGUGCCACUCCUGAUACAAAAAUGUAUUAUGGAAAUUGAGAAGAGAGGCUGUCAGGUGGUAGGGCUAUAUCGAUUAUGUGGUUCGGCAGCAGUCAAGAAAGAACUUCGAGAGGCUUUUGAGAGAGAUAGCAAAGCUGUUGGUCUGUGUGAAAACCAGUACCCAGAUAUAAAUGUAAUAACAGGUGUUCUUAAGGACUAUCUAAGAGAACUUCCUUCUCCUCUGAUAACAAAGCAGCUUUAUGAGGCUGUAUUAGACACAAUGGCAAAAAAUCCUUUGAAAAUGUCAUCAAGUGGAUGUGAGAAUGACCCAAGUGACUCUAAGUACACUGUUGACCUGCUUGAUUGUCUUCCUGAUGUUGAGAAGGCAACCUUAAAGAUGUUACUGGAUCAUUUGAAAUUAGUGGCUUCUUAUCAUGAAGUGAACAAGAUGACUUGCCAGAAUUUGGCCGUGUGCUUUGGACCUGUAUUAUUAAGUCAAAGGCAAGAGACUUCUACCCAUAACAACAGAGUCUUUACUGAUUCAGAAGAACUUGCAAGUGCUUUGGAUUUUAAAAAACAUAUUGAAGUUCUUCAUUACUUACUUCAGCUGUGGCCAGUGCAACGUAUAACUGUCAAAGAAUCGACAGACAAUUUGUUUCCAGAGCAGAAGUCUUCUCUAAAUUACUUGAGGAGGAGGAAAGAACGACCUUGCCUGUUAAAUUUGAGUGGUACCGAGUCAUCAAGAAUACUUAGACCAAGGCAAACCAGAUUAGAUAGUCCAGUUAGCAAUCGUUAUGCAGGAGACUGGAGCAGCUGUGGAGAAAACUACUUUUUAAAUGCAAAAGAAAAUUUAAAUGAUGUAGAUUAUGAUAACGUCCCUUCGGAAGAUAGAGAAGAUGGAAAAAACUGUAGCAAAAUGUAUGGACAAGAUAUAAUGAUUGAACAGCCAGUACCCAUGUCCAAAGAGUACACAUUUCAGACAUACUUGACAGUGCAGACAAUUGAGUCUACCGUGGACCGAAAAGUCAAUCUUAAAGACCUACAAGAAAGUAUUGAUACUUUGAUUGGAAAUCUGGAGCGUGAACUCAACAAAAACAAGCUUAAUAUGAGUGUUUGAGAUUGAGAGUUUUAAUUUGCUUUUUUGUAAUGUUUUAAAUUUCUGAUCAGUCUUUCUCACUAUCUUAUACCUCUCACUGUGAUGGUUUUAUUUUUUUACUCUUGAAAAUGCCAUUAAUUUUUAGUUAGUUCAUGUGAUUCAAUUAAAAACUCUAUUCAUUAAUGUAAUUUUUACUUAUCUCAUUAGAAAAUUUUUCUGGGGGCAGAGAUAACUUGGCCUUGUGACUACUUUUAACAAAUAUGGCCAAUUCUAUGGAGAUAACUUUUAAAUGCACUUAUAAGGUUCAGAUAAGUUAUUAGCCCCUCACAGCUUUUGUAAGUUAUAGGAACUGCUCCUUUGUAGCUGAAACAGAUGUUUCUUUUAGAGGAACGUGGCAGCUGCUCCGUCAGGUUUGCAGUGUGGGUCCAUGUACACUGCAACAUCAUCUGAUCAUAUUUCAUUUGCAAUGCAAAUGCUGCUAUAAAAAACCUUUUUAUAAAUAAAAGUAAAAUUAUACAAAUAUUAAUGUAUUCUGUAUUAACAUUC
Molecule: messenger RNA, 4104 nt
Organism: Enhydra lutris kenyoni (northern sea otter)
Lineage: Eukaryota; Metazoa; Chordata; Mammalia; Carnivora; Mustelidae
Product: synapse defective Rho GTPase homolog 2
Exons: 7
Coding region: 16-3579 (1187 amino acids)
Biological process (GO): signal transduction
Source: RefSeq, a predicted model, not a curated record